This is a messenger RNA of Colletotrichum aenigma, 465 nucleotides long. RefSeq names its product Ubiquitin-40S ribosomal protein S27a. NCBI's taxonomy places the organism in Eukaryota, Fungi, Ascomycota, Sordariomycetes, Glomerellales, Glomerellaceae. The transcript is spliced from 2 exons. The coding region runs from base 1 to 465 and encodes 154 amino acids. Gene Ontology annotation, biological process: modification-dependent protein catabolic process; translation; protein ubiquitination. The record is from RefSeq and is a predicted model, not a curated record. Gene Ontology annotation, cellular component: ribosome; nucleus; cytoplasm. Gene Ontology annotation, molecular function: structural constituent of ribosome; protein tag activity; ubiquitin protein ligase binding.
AUGCAGAUCUUCGUCAAGACCCUCACGGGUAAGACUAUCACCCUUGAGGUGGAGUCUUCCGACACCAUCGACAAUGUCAAGUCCAAGAUCCAGGACAAGGAGGGCAUCCCCCCCGACCAGCAGCGCCUGAUCUUCGCCGGAAAGCAGCUCGAGGACGGCCGCACCCUCUCCGACUACAACAUCCAGAAGGAGAGCACCCUGCACCUCGUCCUGCGCCUGCGUGGAGGUGCCAAGAAGCGCAAGAAGAAGGUCUACACCACCCCCAAGAAGAUCAAGCACAAGCGCAAGAAGACCAAGUUGGCCGUCCUCAAGUACUACAAGGUCGACUCCGACGGCAAGAUUGAGCGUCUCCGCCGCGAGUGCCCCUCCGACACCUGCGGUGCCGGUGUUUUCAUGGCUGCCAUGAACGACCGCCAGUACUGCGGCCGCUGCCACCUCACCUACGUCUUCGACAAGAAGGAGUAA